Molecule: messenger RNA, 754 nt
Organism: Pseudonaja textilis
Lineage: Eukaryota; Metazoa; Chordata; Lepidosauria; Squamata; Elapidae
Source: RefSeq, a predicted model, not a curated record
AUGGACGAGCCAGCCCCCAACGCCCUGGUCGUGCGCAUCGGCAUCCCGGACCUCCAGCAAACGGCAAACCUGAAGAAAUUUAUGGACUAUGUGCAGGCCCUGAAUGUGGAGAAGGUCACCAGGUUGCUGGAGAAAGGACUGGACCCCAAUUUUCAUGACCCGGACACUGGAGAAUGCCCCCUGACCAUGAGUGCCCAGCUGGAGUUCUGUGCCGAGAUUAUCAAAGCCUUGAAGAACGGUGGCGCCCACUUGGACUUCCGAACCCGCGAAGGGAUGACGGCUCUGCACAAGGCCGUCCGAUGUCGGAACCACACUGCCCUGCGGACGCUGCUCGACCUGGGUGCCUCUACGGACUACAAGGACAGCCGGGGCCUGACCCCCCUGUACCACAGUGUCAUGGUGGGCGGGGACCCCUACUGCUGCGAACUCCUCCUGCACGACUACGCCAAGGUGGGCUGCAUCGACGAGAACGGCUGGCAAGAGAUCCACCAGGCCUGCCGCUACGGCCACGUGCAGCACCUGGAGCACCUCCUGUUCUACGGGGCAGACAUGACUGCCCAGAACGCCUCGGGAAACACUGCCCUGCAUGUCUGCGCCCUCUACAACCAGGAGAGCUGUGCCCGGGUGCUGCUGUUCCGGGGAGCCAGCAAAGAGAUCCGGAACUACAACAGCCAGACGGCGUUUCAGGUGGCCAUCAUUGCAGGCAACUUUGAACUGGCGGAAAUCAUCAAAACCCACAAAGAGUCCGACGUUG